GUGACACGUUGCGCUAGUGGUUUCGAUAAUAGGCAAUACACACACCGUCUUCCUGAGACCGCGGCGCCAUGUCCAGUGAGGAGGACCGCCUAGCGCAGUUCAAAACGCUGCGGCGCAUUGGCGCCGGGCGUUUUGGCGAAGUGUACCAGGUCCAGCAUAAGGUUACUGGAGAGCUCUUUUGCUGGAAGGUUGUAUCUUACAAAGGGCUAAGUGAGAAGGAAAAGGAGCAGUUAGUUAUGGAAGUCAACGUUAUGAGGGAUCUAAAGCACCCAAACAUCGUUAGAUACGUGGAUCGAGUUGUGGAUCGCCAGAAACACCUGCUGUACAUCAUCAUGGAAUACUGUGACUCCGGGGAUCUAGGUGAAAAUAUGCGCCAGUUCCACAAGCAUUAUGUAAAUGUGAACGAGCAGGUUAUAUUCGACAUUGCACUUCAAUUACUAUUCGCUCUGGCCUACUGCCACAACUCGUCACUUGGACCUAAGCAGGGUCGUAUACUCCAUAGGGACCUGAAACCACAGAACAUAUUCCUACAUUCAAACCACAAGGCACAGAACCGCAAUGGGUAUGUAUGCAAGAUUGGUGAUUUGGGGUUAUGCAGGAGCAUUGGUAUGGAAUCAUUUGCCCAUUCAUGUGUGGGAACUCCGUACUAUUGGUGCCCUGAGAUAUUGUUAUCUCAAUCUAAGAACUACGAUGACAAGAUGGACAUGUGGGCCUUGGGGAUUGUUCUCUAUGAACUAUCCUAUGGGAAGACACCGUUCCACAAGGCGACUACUUUAGCUGAAUUGGCACAACUCAUGAAGAACGGUGUACCUUUACCGUUACCCGGUAGGAGCAGGCAGUUGAACACUUUGUUGUAUGCCCUGUUACAACAGGACCCUUCCAGGCGCGCUAGCGCGGUACAGUGCCUUGGACUCAGUAUAUGGGACGGACCUGUAUACGAUUGGUUCUGGGCUACCGUCAAUGAGCGCGACCGAGAAAAGAUAUACUACAACAUAGUACGCAGGGGCAACCAUCGCUUGGAGCCUAUAAGCCAACCAUCUAUUGACUUUGGUAAUCCGGAAGCGCCUCAGUUGCGGACACCGGUUAACCCUAGGCACGCUGCCUUCGAGCAGCGUGCCACUACCGACUUUAUGGAUUCAGAAUCCGAUCCCGUGGACAUGGAUUCCACCCCGAGGCCUGAUAACGAUGCGGUUACAACAUCGGUGUCAACGGGACUAUCACAUUUAGAGGCCGAUAUCGCAUUUUACCAUCGUGCUGCAAACCCAGUAACGCCAAAGAGCACGGAGCUGCUUUCGCAGUUCCUUCCAUUGGGUGAGCAGGGUAUGUCACUGGGUGACAAGGAUAGUGACGCUCCCAGUUCAGGCCGUCGCCGAAGGCAAAUACCACCACCAAGCGACGAGCCUGUUUCUUCACUAAGGCAACGUUUGUAUGCAGAACGGGUUUCACAACAGUACCCAAGUACGCCUACGAAGCCACGUUACCUAACUCGAGCUGUUAAGCGCCGUGAGGAGCAGUCACUCUACACCCACGCCAGUGAGGAUACCAUGUCUGUGGACUCUAACGCAACUACAUGUGUACGCCAUCCGGAUAGCUACCGGGCACAGUUUACCGGGAGAACCGUUCCUGCAUUCGGGUCAUCCACGGUACAACAGCCACACACCCUGGCGAAGGAGCCCGAGAAAUCAAACUCCGGAAGCAUGGUAUGCAGCCGGAGAAACUACAUGAGUAGCAAUCACACCCCCAGAGAUUUCUAAUAUAUUUUAAUAAUGACGAAUUUAUCGCUAAUUCACAUA
Molecule: messenger RNA, 1793 nt
Organism: Babesia bovis T2Bo
Lineage: Eukaryota; Apicomplexa; Aconoidasida; Piroplasmida; Babesiidae
Product: protein kinase domain containing protein
Exons: 2
Coding region: 69-1754 (561 amino acids)
Biological process (GO): protein phosphorylation; chromosome segregation
Cellular component (GO): centrosome; cytoplasm; nucleus
Molecular function (GO): protein kinase activity; ATP binding
Source: RefSeq, a predicted model, not a curated record